UUAAUCACACAUCCAUGUUAUGGUAGAAAAGGGAGAUAUAAUUGCGUUACAUUGUGGAUAUUGGAUCAGUCCGUAGGAAUACUCGCUUCACAAUGAAGUUCUACAAUCAUGCUCUGGUCGCAUUAUUGGCUGUUUUAUUCUCUGGAGUAGAUUCAAACCUCGAAGUAAUCACGAACCCCAAUGCUACAGCUUACAGGGGUGGCAAUAUUACCCUUCCGUGCCGGUUCAGUGGGGUACCAGAGGCCGUCUACUGGCACAAACACAACCGGACAGGUGCCCCCGACGACCAGGCGACGCUCGUGGUGAGUAAAGUAAAGGAUCAGGACGUGUACCAGCCUGUUGACCCGAGGUACGAUAUUACCACGGAUCAUUCCCUGGUGAUAUCAGAUGUUCAGAUUGAGGAUGAGACGACGUAUUCUUGUGAGGUCUCUGUGCCUAAUGCUCCUACAGGAAAGAACUAUACAGCUCUGACGGUUAUAGCCCUCGCGAAAAAACUGUACCCAGUCGUGCGCGGCUGCAUGGUGACCGAGCGUGCCAAGCCUGGGAAGUGCGUUUAUGAAGUGAGGGCCGACACUGAAAACUUCGUUUUGAUGUGCAGGGUGGAGCAGGUCAAACCGGUCGUUUCUCUCUCCUGGACUAAUCAAUAUAAUGAUGAGAGGACAAUAAAUAGACUAGUCACAGGUCCUGAUGAGGAUGGACUUUUUAACGCUACCAGCGAACUCAGGGUAUCCAGAACAGAGAUUGAGAAUGGAGAUUCCUUUGUUUGCAAAGCCACUGGUGAGAGUGUCAAGGGGACGUCAGCAUUGGUGGUGACUGUUAAAUAUCCAUCAGGUCUUUCAAGUGGAGGGAAAGCUGGGAUUGCCAUAUUUGUUCUCAUCGUCAUAGCCGUUAUCGGCAUCGGCAUCGGCUUUUUUCUUUGGAGAAGAAAGAAGGAGCAGGAGAAGAAGGAGGCGAAGCGGGAGGCGGAAAUGAAGGAUCCUGAAAUGGAGCCUCUGUCACCAUUACAAUCUAAAUUCGAAGUUUUAGCCGAGAAAAUCAAAAACUACAAACCGGGGUCCUUUUCUAGGCUGGAAAAAAAGAAAGGCCGCAUUUGGCCGGAGGUAACCCGAUUGGGUGUGUUCGGCGUGACGAAUGCUGGGAAGUCCUCUCUCGUACGAUCCCUCAAUUUUUCUCUCACAGGUGAAUUCAUCGACGUCGAAGUGGCCACAUCUGAGUCCAUAGGGGGCCUAACCACCAUCCCAAAGCCGUUUUGCCUCACCGACCAUCUCACCGUAGUUGAUAACCGGGGACUGAAGGAUCUAGAUGUCUCCGGCAUCAACGGCAUUAUGGACCAGAUUCGUGAGUACUAAUUUUGUUCGCUAGGGACUUUCGUAGUUAUGAACUUCAAAGCAGUAAUGUUCGUGCAUCGUGAAUACAUAACCAAGGGACAGUAAGCAGCUAACGUGCGGAUAAACAUUACUGCAUAACGUCCUCAAACAACGACCAACCAAAGCCCCGUCUUAAUAGAACUUUUUCGAUCUCACCCGAGCGAUAUGUGGAUGAGAAACAGUGGGGGGUCUGAUCGUAAAACACGUG
Molecule: messenger RNA, 1575 nt
Organism: Strongylocentrotus purpuratus (purple sea urchin)
Lineage: Eukaryota; Metazoa; Echinodermata; Echinoidea; Camarodonta; Strongylocentrotidae
Exons: 8
Coding region: 93-1349 (418 amino acids)
Biological process (GO): immune response; negative regulation of T cell proliferation; cellular response to lipopolysaccharide
Cellular component (GO): external side of plasma membrane
Source: RefSeq, a predicted model, not a curated record